AUGGACCACCCCCAAACCAUUAGAGACUUCCGUCUUAUUAGCCUGUGCAAUGUGAUAUACAAGGUUAUUACUAAAGUGAUUUCCAAUAGACUCAGAAGAUUCAUGCCGCAAGUAAUUGCCCCCAAUCAGUGUAGUUUUGUUCAAGGUAGGCAAAGUGUUGAUAAUAUUAUUCUCACCCAAGAGAUUAUUCACUCCAUGCACACAUUGAAGAACAAACGCGGCUUCAUGGUAGUUAAGAUAGACCUCGAAAAAGCCUAUGAUCGGAUUUGGUGGGACUUCAUCUUUGAUUGUCUGAGUGAAUUGAACAUACCCACAUAUCUCUGCAAGGUUAUCGAAGCUUGCGUCUCCUCUCCGUCCAUGCAACUCACGUGGAAUGGUCAUCUAAUUCAGGGGGCGGUUGAUAGUGGGGAGUGGCGUCCUUUCCAACUUAAUAAGCAUGGCACAGCUAUCUCUCAUCUAUUUUUUGCUGAUGACCUUAUUCUUUUCUCAGAGGCAAAUAUGGAGCAAGCAGGCAUCAUGAAAGCCACCCUAGAUGACUUCUGUGCUUUAUUAGGCCAAAGAGUCAACGCAAGCAAGACACGUGUAUUCUUCUCACCUUGCAUAAACCAUACAAGGGUGACGGAGAUUAGUGAUUUUCUGGGUUUUACUCCUACUAUUGACCUAGGAAAGUAUCUUGGUAGGCCAAUUAUUCAUAAACGAGUGACUAAAUCCACUUAUAAUGGGAUUCUAGAGAAAAUGCAUUCUCAGCUAUCCACUUGGAAGGUGAACACACUCUCCUUCACGGCAAGGUCCACUUUGGUGUCUUCAGUUGCUACUGCUAUGCCAUCUUAUGCCAUGCAAACUACUCGUCUGCCCAAAGGUACUUGUGAUAGGAUUGAUAAGAAAUGCCGAGACUUUCUUUGGGGUAGCACCACAUCGGCUCAAAAGGUCUACCUUCUUGCUUGGGAUAAUGUUUGUAAAAGCAAAUCAGAUGGGGGUCUGGGUCUCCGUCAGGCUAGAUUUCAGAAUAAAGCAUUUAUGAUGUAG
Neltuma alba is the source of this 1026-nucleotide messenger RNA. RefSeq lists its product as uncharacterized. The record is from RefSeq and is a predicted model, not a curated record. NCBI's taxonomy places the organism in Eukaryota, Viridiplantae, Streptophyta, Magnoliopsida, Fabales, Fabaceae. The transcript is spliced from 2 exons. The coding region runs from base 1 to 1026 and encodes 341 amino acids.